GGCCACCGCGCAUGCUCACUCCUAUCAUCCUGGUGAAACUUGAUGGGGAGCUGUUUGUGAGCUCCGAGCCCAGGAAACCUGCGGAGCAAAUAGUAGUCAUAAUCAUAACCUUGGACGCUUGGAAAUACGGUGGAAGCGUGUUGCUUUGAGGGCUGCUGGUGGACUUGGGGGAGACAUCAGCCCUUACAGGGUCUUGAGAUCAGUAGCUAUAGACAUGGGGAAAUCUCUUUCCAUGCCUUUAUCUGCUUUGAAAGAUGAUGGGGCUUCAUCCUCUGAUAACAUGAAAAGUGGAUUAAUGCACUCAGACUCUCAUAGUGAAGAUGGAAAAAAUGGAGAUGUGUCACAGUUUCCAUAUGUUGAAUUUACAGGAAGAGAUAGUGUCACAUGUCCCACUUGUCAGGGCACUGGGAGAAUACCACGUGCAGCAAUUGAGGGUAGAAAUGACAGGAUGCUGGAUUGUAUUCCAGGACAGGAAAAUCAGCUUGUUGCCUUGAUUCCGUAUAGUGAUCAGAGACUGAGGCCAAGAAGAACAAAACUUUAUGUGACUGCUUCUGUAAUUGGAUGCUUACUACUUUCUGGACUGGCAGUAUUUUUCUUAUUUCCUCGAUCUGUCGAUGUACAAUAUGCUGGAGUCAAAUCAGUAUAUGUUGAUUAUGAAGCACAAAGACGCAUAAUAUACUUAAAUAUUACGAACACGUUGAACAUAACCAAUAACAAUUAUUAUUCUGUUGAAGUUGAUAACAUUACUGCCCAGGUACAGUUUUCAAAGACGGUGAUUGGAAAGGCACGACUGAACAAUAAUACCCACAUUGGACCACUGGAUACGAAACAGAUUGAUUAUAUGGUACCCACAGUAAUACAAGAUGAAAUGAGUUACAUGUACGAUUUCUGUACUUUAAUCUCUAUCAAAGUGCAUAAUAUAGUUGUCAUGAUGCAAGUGACUGUGACCACUUCCUACUUUGGCCACUCAGAACAAAUAUCUCAAGAACGAUACCAAUAUGUAGACUGUGGUGGAAAUACAACUUAUAAGUUGGGACAGACUGAAUAUGUAAAUGUUGUUCAGCCUUUUCAGUAAAAGGACCAGAAAUUGAAUGUGCAGAAAGAAAACCCACAACUAUUGUUUUUUCUCAUUUCUCAUCCAAGUUGAAAUUUAAUUAUACAUGAUACUGCUUAGAGGUUGAUGUACAUAAAGUAGCAGAUUGGGAGGUUUCCUUAUUUUUUGUGAUGUAAACAAAAAAAAAGGAUGAACUGUAUAUAUCCACACUUAAUAACUUGUACCUUUCUACUAUAAAUGUGGAAGUACUGUGUCAAUCCAUUAAACCAAGGGUAGCAGGAAAGAUUGAGAACAACAUUUUAUAUCCAUGAUUUUUUGCCUAUAUGCAAACAAGGAUAUGUUACUCUCCCAACACAUGUUUUUGUAUUUCUUAGACUAAUGAUAAAGUAAUUUCAGAACUUGAUUGUUUUAAUUGAAAUCUAAUCUGAAUAUCUAUUGUACAGAAAUAAUUUGCACCCCAUUGUAGCAUCAGAUGACACAUGCUUGUGUAAUAACCCUAGGACAGAUCAAUGUUUACAUUGUUGGCAUUUUGUUUGUUGAAAAUUGUUUUUCAGGUGGAAGUUUUUCAUUUUUCACAAAGUCCAAUAAUUUGCUUGAAAACUUGGAUGGAAUUGGAGGAAUAGCAUUUGACUUAGACACAUUUGGGGUGUGCUGCUGAAUAAAAAUAAAAAAAAAUUAAAAAUGUCUGUUAAAAACACAAAAAAAUCUAAUUAUUAAAAACUAUUGAAAGUCUCAAACUUGUCUGAAAGGUUUACUCUAUGAAAAUAUUUUAAUAUAUUUAGUUACCAUUAAACACUUAACAUAGACGUGUCCUUUUUUGGCUUACAUCAUGGGUACCUCUCACUGAAACAUAUAAAAAGUCUCCGAAAAUACAAAAUAACCAAGCAUAUAAUAAUGUCAAUAUGUUUUAUGUAGGAAUAAUAAUUGAUAAGAGUUACACUGGAAAGAAUCUUACAUGGGUUUAUAUCUGUUUUUUUAUUAUGCAUUUUUUCCUAACAGGUAUGUCAUUAUGUUUGAUAUGGUAUUGAGGCAUAAUUUUGAAUCCCAUUUAGCAAUUGUAAAUGGGAAAUGUCAUAAUUUUUAAUACUUUUGUUUUUGCAAUUAAUUCAUAAAUAGAUUUACCGAAAUCAUAAAACUAGCUUUCGUUGGUAUGAGAUAAAUAUAAGCUAAUGGUUUGAACCUCACUAAUCAGUGCUCUUAUGGUUACAGAAUAUUAACGACUCUAAAAUGGAAAAAGUUAUUAAACUUAAUUUUGAAGGAAAACCUUACUAACAAACACAUUUUUCAUAUGAUUCUUUAAUUUUCAUCACCAUUACUACCAUUUUUAAAUUAACACACAAAAUAGCACUGUUUUAAUUAAGUAUAAAAUGUAGUCAGAAAUUAAACAGGUAACUUCAAGAUUUACACAUCACUAUAUUAACUAAAGGUUUCAUUGGAUUUAUGUUCUACUUUGCAAGCCAUAAGUGCAACAUUGAGGAGGGAAGAUGAGGGUAGAUAGCAGUAAAUGGUUUUUAUCAUUUUAAUGGACCAGAGUAAUUCAAAGUAACAUGAUUAUUUGGAUUAAAAGGACUGGUGCAGAAAUUCUUGCAAUUGUGUGUUUUUACAAAUCUUCAGUUUGGUUAGAAUGUUGAUAGCAUUACCUGAAAAUGGUUUCACAAUUUUAAUACAUUACAUUUUGAUAGAAUGGAAAAUGAGUUAAAAUAAACCAAAAUAUCCACUGAAUUUAUUUGAGAAAAUGUAUCAAAAUCCAAACCCAUUAUUUGAAAUUGUCUAGUACAUAUUCUAAAACAGAGACACAGAAUUUAAAUAUAAUCUCUUUUUUCUAAAAUAAUAGUCAAAGAACUUUCUUGUGGUUACAUUUAAAUGCAUGCCAGGACUUAAAACAUUAAUUUUAUUGAUAUAAAUUGGGAGCAAAAGUAAUACAUCACAGCCAUCUUAAUGAUGCAUAUUAGCUAGAGGCUUAUUUCAGAAAGUGAAAUUAUAUGAAUAAAUUUCAUAAAUUUUAUGAAUAAAUUUAAUAUAUAAUAGCACUAUUCUGCAUUUUUAAACUUAUGAAUUUUAUGUGUACAGAAUACACAUUGCUGCAUUAUCCUGUAAUUGUACUGAACAUGCUUGAAUAAAUUCACUCAC
Messenger RNA from Thamnophis sirtalis, 3184 nucleotides. It is a transcript of the gene TMEM106B, whose product is annotated as transmembrane protein 106B. Lineage: Eukaryota; Metazoa; Chordata; Lepidosauria; Squamata; Natricidae. Gene Ontology annotation, biological process: lysosomal transport; lysosome localization; lysosome organization. Gene Ontology annotation, cellular component: lysosomal membrane. The record is from RefSeq and is a predicted model, not a curated record.